AUAGAGAUCCAGUUAUUUGUCUACUACUAUACCAGCAACAUACUAUAAACCACCAUGGGAAACUGCAUAUUUGCUGGAAAGAAGUUAUUUAGUCAAUGCUACAAUCAUCUUGGACAAAGUCGGAAGUCUCCCGAGUUUGAUUGCUUAAUCGGCAAAGUGAGUAUUAUUUAUGACCAAUAAUUCAUACAACUUAUUUCUUAUUUCUAAGGAGAAAUACAGGAGUGUAAAACCAGUCAAAGAACCACGAAAUGUGAUCAAUGAGUAUAUGUCAUGGGCCCUGAGUCACAGUCAUUCACCUCUUGUCUUCGAUGAUGCUAUGUCUCAUUCAUCACUUUCUUCGCAUUUCGAUGAGUCAAAUAUACCAAUUUCUUCUAGUUGGAUUAGUGAUGGGGCCCGCAGUGAUACUUCUCAUAUAUUGUAUAAAGAAUUGGAUCCGUUAAACAAAACAACAUCUAUGGAAUUGGAUAAAGAAAACAAUGCAGUAUUCUAUAAAGAGGGAAGUUGGAUUACUGUUGCAGAACCUACGAACGGAAAAUAUGCAACUUCAUCUUCCAUCAGCCAUUAUGUUAUGCCUCAGAAUACUGAGCAAACAUCAGCACAUAUGUAUCGAGAUGAUAAACGUACUAUGAUACAUCCGCUUGUAGAAGAAGUUGAUGGAUUGGAACUUGCUCGGUUGGCUAGACGAUUAUGGGAUCAUAAAAAAACCAAACAUGGUAAAUCUGUUUGUCCCAAUGAAAAAGCUGGAAAUAAAUCCCAUUCAAAGUCGACACCUCUCGAACGUCCUAAUGUCUUAAGAUUGCACUCUACUCCACAGACUGUUUCACCAGCUGUGGAUAAGUCUACAGUGUCGAACGAUAUCGACUUUGAGUCACCCGAUAUGGAUUCGGCUUUUGAUUUAGCGUGGGAUCAUGAAAUGGACUUAAAUAUUUCCAAUGCUGAAGUGAGAAGACCGUAUGGUAAGCAUGUUCCACAAUGCAAUAUUUCAAGUGAGUUCAAUAGUGAAGCACACUGUAGUCAAUUUCUGGCUCGUAAUCGGAUGUUCGACUCAAAACAAAAAUCACCACCACCACCACUAAAAGCAACCGCUUCUAUGUGUAGUCAAACUCCAUCAGUCGCUAUUCUCCCGGUACGAAAUGAUCAUUUUCGUCCUGUUGCAGACAAUCGAUGGAUUUCAAGUGAUAGAUUGCCUGGGAAUGCGCGUAGUGCUGUAAAAAAACCUAUACCAUCAGAAACUGCUAUACCAUGCUCCAACUUAAUCUUAUCGCCUACAUAUAAUACUAGUAAUGUUGAUUUUGAAUACAAUGCUGCUGGUAAAGUUACGCCUAGACUUGGAUUUCCAGACAGUCUAUUUGAUUCUGGAUUUGUUGGUGGUGGCGGCGGUGGUGGCGGCGGCGGCGGUAGUAGCAGUAACAUGAUAAGCAGUUUUUCCGAUUUCGAUGAGAUUGAUGAAACUGUUAUUAUUGGUACAGAGAAGGUGAAACCGGUAGAAAAUCUAACCACCGACUUGUCUACCGAUCAGUCAAGUGAUUUUCUUUGGGAACAUGAAUUAUUCAUUCCGCAAGCAUGUUAUUAUUAUGAAGCGAAAGGUGUUCACUGUCCAACAACUGUAUAAUAAUACAACAAACUAUUAUUUUGUAACAACAACAACAACUACUACUACUAGAUUAGUUGCAAUUAUAUUGUUUAUUGUUUUAACAUAAAAUUGAAACAAUGAAAGAAAAAAACACACAACCAAACUUUGCGUCAAUGCAAACCGAGAGAAGAGGAGGAGGAGGAGUCAGUCACCCGAUUGAAAAUCGAUUAUUUAUCUAUUUAUUUACUUAUAUCAUCACUGGACACAUUCAUUCAAAAUAAUAAUUUAUCUUGUUUUUUUGCUUUGUUUUUGAUAUCAGUUGAUUGUUGUUGUUGUUGUUGUUGUUGUCAUUUUAUGAAAAUCAAUAUAAAGGUGUGAAAAGUGAACUGCUACUCUUUGUGUGUGUGUGUGUUGUCGUUGGUGGUGUUGAUUGAUUGAUUGAUGCGGAUUGUUUGCUUUUUAACUUCUUUCAUUUUCUUUUUUUUUCUUCUCAAAGAAAGAACAAAAAAGAAAUUGUUUCCUCAAACCGGUUAUUUUUUUGUUUUCUUUCUUUCUUUCUUUCUUUCUUUCGAUCGACCACCUUAGUAGUCACACAAAUCUUAAUCCGUUGUUCGAAUUCUCUCUUUCUGUCACAUCUUAGUUGUUUUGUUCCUUAUCUAAACUCAAUAUAUAUAUAUAUAUAUAUAU
Messenger RNA from Schistosoma turkestanicum, 2260 nucleotides. The record is from the annotation of a GenBank genome assembly. NCBI's taxonomy places the organism in Eukaryota, Metazoa, Platyhelminthes, Trematoda, Strigeidida, Schistosomatidae.